AUGCCUGACAGCCCGGCUCAGAUGAAGCCGCCUCCAGGCCAUUUCUAUCUGGCUGGGCGGGUGUUCCCCCGGAAGCAAUGGUGGAAAGACAAGAAUAUGAGAACAUUGUAUUUCUUCAUCCUUGUUCUGAUAUUCACAAACACUGCAAAUGGAUUCGAUAACUCUAUGAUGAAUGGUCUCCAAGCCAUAUCCUACUGGCAGGAUUACUUCGGUCAUCCCCACGGCUCAACCCUCGGUCUUUUCAACUGCGUCAUGAGUGCAGGUGCGCUGAGCGGCUUGAUUCCCAUGCCUUUCAUUCUAGAUCGUCUGGGACGGAAACCUUGUCUGGUGAUAGGAGCCUUCUUUAUGAUAUUGGGAAUUGCCUUGCAGUCGGCUGCGAUCAACUUCGCCAUGUUCAUCGCGGCGAGAUGGAUCCUGGGUUUUGGUGAUAUUCUGGUAAUCUGCACAGCGCCGUUGUUGAUUGCAGAGAUUGCUCCUGUUCAAGAUCGUGCAAUUCUCGUGACUAUCGCUGGCGCAAACUACCAAUCUGGAGCCUUCAUCGCGGCUUGGACCACAUACGGCACUCUGCAAAUUCAGAGUAAUUGGGCUUGGAGAGCUCCCAGUCUCAUUCAAGGUAUUUUCACCUUACUCAUGAUCGCUGUCGUACCAUGGAUCCCCGAAAGUCCGCGUUUCUACGUUGCCCAAGACCAACCGGAAAAGGCCUUGAAAAUAUUAGCACACUACCACGCGAAUGGAGACGAGCAAGAUGAGGUCGUGCAGCUCGAAUAUACCGAAAUCACCACCGCACUCGCCAUGGAAAAGAAUGCUCAAAAGUCCUUCUCAUUCCUCGACUUCUUCAAGACUCCCGGCAACCGGAAGCGUUUGAUCAUGAUCGUCUCGAUUGGUCUCUUUUCGCAGUGGUCUGGAAAUGGACUUGUCUCAUACUAUCUGACAACUAUCAUGAAUAACAUCGGAAUCACGGAUUCUCAGACACAGCUGGUGAUUAAUGGAGGCUUGACCACUUUCGCUCUCGUGACCAACAUCAUCUUCAGCUUCUUUGUCGAUAGAUGGGGACGUCGAAACAUCAACCUGAUUAGCACAAUUGGCAUGUUGAUCAGCUUCGUCAUCUGGACUAUUCUCUCCGCCAUUAAUUCUCAGCAAGAUAACGCCAAUCCAGCCUUUGGGAAAGCUGUUGUCUUUAUGAUCUUUUUCUAUUACCUAUGGUAUAACCUGAAGUCUGGUCUCAUUGCUAGCUAUACAACGGAGAUUCUACCAUAUCAUAUGCGUGCAAAAGGUUACACUGUGAUGGAAUGGGCUCUUUACGGUGCGCUCUUCUUCAACCAAUACGUCAAUGCUACUGCACUUGAUAGCCUUGGCUGGAGGUAUUAUAUCUUCUACUGCUGCUUCCUGGGUUUCGAACUCAUCGUCGUUUACUUUUUCUACGUGGAAACUCGCUACGUACCAUUGGAGGAGAUCGUCAAGUACUUUGACGGCGAUGACGUCGCGGCUGUUACAAAUGAUGAGUUUGAGCAUGAUGCGAAGCGCGGAGUCGUGCAUGUGGAUGAUAGUAACGCUGCGUAG
Talaromyces marneffei is the source of this 1560-nucleotide messenger RNA. RefSeq lists its product as uncharacterized. Gene Ontology annotation, biological process: carbohydrate transport; transmembrane transport. Gene Ontology annotation, cellular component: membrane. The record is from RefSeq and is a predicted model, not a curated record. Lineage: Eukaryota; Fungi; Ascomycota; Eurotiomycetes; Eurotiales; Trichocomaceae. The transcript is spliced from 6 exons. The coding region runs from base 1 to 1560 and encodes 519 amino acids. Gene Ontology annotation, molecular function: carbohydrate:proton symporter activity.